AUGUGUAUCCUUCUCCAGAGGAUUUAUAGGUGCUGGGAGAACGAUGCCUGGAUGCAGCACCCCUACUCAUAUCUUAACCGAUGCGCAAACCCCAGAUACGCAGACUGUAUCGCCCCAGGAGCCCUUGGUAUGGUGACGGAGAACUACGACGUACCCUGCCCUUCAUGCACCAAUGAGUUUUUCCAAACGCGCCACGCCCCGGUCCGGGUCACCGCGAACCUACACACGAUAGACGAAACCAGCCCGCGGGCCCAGGCCGCCGCCCGGGAGUACGCCAAAUCGCUAAUGGAGUUCCUCACCAUGGCCUUCACCCCGGCGGGCACCGUCGUCGACGACGCCGACGACCAGCGGGCGUUCCGCGUGUGUAAGAUGGAGACGGCCUGCCGCUUCGACAAAGACCACUUUGACAACGGGGCCUUUUGCACCGGGACCCAUUGGACGGAUCCCAAGCAGAAGGAGCCGUUCGAGGACAUCCCGACCAACACGUGGCCGGAGCUGCACAACAUCGGCGCGGCCAUGCGCCGGACCGUGUCCCAGGGAUACCUGUUCCCGUAUCGGGGCUACUGGCCCUGUCAAAUGGCCGUGUACGAUCCGGUCCUGGUGGCUCAAGACAACGUGCAGGUGGUGCCCGUCACGGAUAUGAACACCGAGAGACCCCAGAACGAGGGCGUCCCUGACGCGCGCCAACCUCCGUACGAACACUUCGUCCAGCGUCAUCUCAGCCAGCCAGAUAUCCAAAUCCUGAAGAACGUCGUCGACCCGGCCAACUCCCAAAACGCACCGGUGGCGGUCAUCCCGUUUCUCAAAACCAAGUUCGACGAGAAAUUGCGGUUAGAGAAGAUCUGGCAAGAGACCUUCAGCGGCGCCCUCGUCAAGUUUGGAGGCGCCGCCGCUUGGGAGGACUCGUGGGGGCAAUACAGCCUGGCGUCGGGAGGCGGCGAACGCGUGAUGCGGUGCGAAUUCUCCCUCAUCGCCACGACGCUGCUGUCCCAGGACUCGGGCCUGUCCCACGCGCGCGCCCGGGCCGUGGCUGACAUGCUCGUGCACAUAUGGGAGAUUAACCCCGUCCGGCGGGGCGAGCUCGUCGGCCCUGCGCUCCUGGCCCCGUUCGAGAAGCUCCUCGAGGCCGGCAGGGACAUGAUGCGGUUCUGGCCAUACAGCUUCGCCGGGGAGAUGCUGUUCAACGAGGAGACGCUGCAGUACACGCAGUACCACUUCAAGCGCAACCUGGCGCUGUGGCUGCAAGACGAGCACACCCGGCAGCGCGCCAUAGACGACACGUUCGAGCCGCUGACCGCGGAGGAGGUCGAUGCCCUCGCGGCAGCCGACGGCGAUCCGGACCCCAUCGACUGCGUGGCCUGCGGCGAGGAGAUGGACCGCCCGCCGCACGCGCAUGCCGCCGUACGCCUCAAGUGCGGCGCCGGCCAUAUGAUUGGUAAAAAUUGCUGGACGCGGUCCCUGCGACGCAAGACGGGGGUCCAGAUGGACGGCAUCCGGUGCCACUCCUGCGCGGACAAGGUGCUGGGGCCCUGGAAGAUGCCGGUGAACCUGGGCGUGGUGGAUGCCUACCGCGUGCCGAGGACUGACCCGUCGAGUCUGCAGAUGCCAGACGAUAUUCAACUCUAA
This is a messenger RNA of Colletotrichum graminicola M1.001, 1626 nucleotides long. RefSeq lists its product as uncharacterized. NCBI's taxonomy places the organism in Eukaryota, Fungi, Ascomycota, Sordariomycetes, Glomerellales, Glomerellaceae. The record is from RefSeq and is a predicted model, not a curated record. The transcript has a single exon. The coding region runs from base 1 to 1626 and encodes 541 amino acids.